AUGUAUAAUCAAUAUAAUCAACAACAUAAUCAACAACAGCCACAACAAUAUAAUCCACAACAACAACAACAACAAUUUUAUAACCAACAGCAGCAACAGCAACAACAACAACAGUUCUAUAAUCAACAGCAACAACAACAAUACUAUCAGCAACAACAACAAAAUCCACAAAAUAAUCAGUUUUUCCAACAACAGCAACAACAACCACAAAACAAUGAAAUAUAUAAUCAAAUGAUGCAGAGACAACAAUAUCAACAGCAGAUGAUGUAUCAACAGAAUCCUAAUGCUAUGAUGUAUGGUCAGAAUAUGAUGUAUUAUCAACAGCAGCAACAACAACCAAGUAUGUUUGAUAACUUCUUACCACAAGUACAGCAACAACAGCAGCAACAACAACAACAGCAACAACAAAAGAGUAAACAAGAACAACUCUUACAAUUCUUCCCAGAGUUGGCUGCUGGUGCUUCAAAUAACAAUAAUAAUAAUAAUAAUAACAUUCAAUCACAAGAUGGAUUACUGCAACCACUACCAGCAAAUGCACAGAGAACAGGUGCACCACCAAGAGCAGGAAUGCCAAAUUACGAUAUUCUUAGAGAGAUGGUCGAUGCUGAUACAUCGCCAGCACAGCCAUCGCCAGACAGCAACAGUAUCUUGGCCAAUGAAAUACUUGCAAAGAGUCCAAUGAAUUCUGUCGAUAGGAAUCAAAUUGCAGGUGGUACUAGUAGUGGUGGUGGUGGUUCAUUAUCAAAGCAACAACAACAACAACAGCAACAUUUACAAUCACAACCACAUGGAUUUGGUGGAGUAUCAUCUCCAAUGUUCCCACAACAACAACAACAACAUGGUGGAAUAAUGGGUAAUCAAUCACCAACGACAGCUAAUCAAUCAUCAUUUAACUCUAUGCUACAACAACAACAACAACAACCUCAACAACCACAUUUUGGACAAUUUAACCAACAACAACAAUUACAUCAUCAACAUCAACAACAACAUCAGCAACAUUUCGGUUAUCCACAUGGUCAACAUCAGCAACCACAACAGCAACUAAAUAAUGUUGGUAAUAGUACAUUUAACUCGAUGUUACAGCAACAAUCGUUUGGUAAUAUGACAAGUGCAGCAGCCAACGAGUUUGGAGAAUUUGGAAGUUUUGAAUCUUCAGAGUUUGAAAGUGCUGCAAUAAGUAGUAGUAAUAACAAUAAUAAUAGUUUUAAUAUGAAUAAUGGCAGUGUUGGAAAGACUUCAUUAGAACAAUCACAAUCACAAUCAAAAUCAUCGUCAGUCACUAAACCAAUUGUAAUGCCAUCGAUGCCAGGAAUGCCACAAUUACCACAACAAACAACAACAACAACGACAUCAUUAUCAGCAGGAGGAUCUGUAACUCAACAACAAACAUCAACACCACCUGCAGCUGUUGAAGACGAUGGAAAGAUUGAUUUACAAAAGUUGAUGCAGGAAUCACUUAGAUUAGCUGGUAUAAAGAAAGAUCCAUCAUCAAUAACAGCAACAACAACAUCAUCAUCUGUAUCUAAUACAACAAGUGGUGGUGGUGGAUUCUGGUCGAAUUCUGACAACUACAAAAAGAUAUUUGAUAACGUCGAGAAAGAGGUUGACUUUUUCUCUGUUCCAGAUGCAACAACCACAGUCACAACCUCUGUAGUAGCACCAACUAAUUUAACUGCCAAUUUAUUAUCAACAACAACAACAACAACUUCAACGACAACAACAACAGCAAAAGUAACAACAACAGUUGCAGACGAAUUUGGUGAUUUCGAAGAUUCAGUUAAUGAUGUCGCUAGUUUUGAACAACCAACACCAGCUGUAGUUACUCCUACUCAACAACAGGAUAUUAAAGAGAAUGUAUUGAAUCUAAGUAACCAAUUUAAGAAAGCAACUGCCGAUGUGUUCCAAGAGAAUAAAUCAUACAACUCUGUGAUGCCAGAUAUGUUUGCAGAUACUCUUUCACCACCUAUGACUCAACCGAAUCUUAAAGAGCUAGUUCCUAAUCCAAUUCCACCCAUUUCACCAUCGAUUCCAACAGCAACAACAGCUACAACUAUUAUUCCACCAUCUAUACCACCAGUAAAAUCAACUACACCAACCAUUCCAUUGCCACAAAUUAAAUCACCGAGUGGAAUGUCACCGAUCAUCGUUCCACUUCCCAAAUCCGCUUCUUCUACACCACCUCCCAUUCGUCUUCCAACAGAGAGUUCUUCCUCAUUAUCAUCAUCACCAAACGUUCCAAAGAAAGUAGUUCAACCACCACCACCAGCUGCACCAACAACUAAUCUAUUUGAUGACGAUACAUUCUUUACAACCAUUACAGUGCCUGUUACAUCAACUGCCACACAAACCAACAACGCUUUAGAUACAUUGAUUCCUUCAUCAUCUAACUCCUCUUCACUAUCAAAAGACAAAUCAACAUUGUUACAACCAACAACAACAGCAACAACGACGACAACAAUAACAUUGCAACCUGUUGCUUCUACACCAUCCAAUGAGGAAUUCGAUGAAUUUGAAGGAUUCUCUGAUUUCAAAUCCAGUGAUAAUCCUGAGUUGGAUGUUGUUGCAAAUACACUUACUCCAACAACUUUACUUACUCCAUCAGCAUCUACAUCUACCAACUCAACACUAAUACCAACAACAACAUCAUCAUCAACCACAACACUUACACCAAAUAAUAAUACAAUCACACCAAUCAAUUCAAUACCACUAACCAAAACAACAACAACAUCAUCAUCAGCAUUUGAUUUCGAUGACUUUUUGAAACCAUCCAACACUACCUCUGUUCUAACACCAUCUACUUCUUCAUCAUCUACAAUAAUAGCUACUACUACUACAACACAAAAACCAUCUACAUUAUCAACUGAUUUCGAUUUCGGAGAUUUCGAUGUAAUUUCACCUGCUUCAUCAACAUCUAAAUCACAAGUAAAGAGUGAUGCCAAAGUAAUAUUAACCGAUGACAUCUUAACACCGACACCAUCAGCCUCAUCUUCCACCAAAGCUCAUACACCAAUCACCCAAAACAACAAUAGCGUCUCAAUACCAACACCCAAUCAAAGUUUAUUGCUAGACAUUCUCUCACAAUUGAUAUCUCAAGAGAGAUUAGAAGAGGCUAUAGAUUGUCAAAAACAAAUCAAAGAAUAUGAUAGUAGUAAAAAAGAAUUAGAUCAACAAGUUCAAAACAAGAUUGUUCAAUGGACUGAUGCACCACCAGCCAAUCAUUCGACUAUUGUUCAAAUGAAGCAAUCAUUAAGAGUAAAGAACAUUCCAAAUGAAACAAUCGAUACCUUUUUCUCACAGUUUGACCAUCAACCACUGUCAUCAAUGGCCAACACUGAUCUCAUGGUUGCUUAUGAACUUCAACAAAAGUCAAAAACACUUGUUCAGUAA
This is a messenger RNA of Heterostelium album PN500, 3387 nucleotides long. RefSeq lists its product as uncharacterized. The record is from RefSeq and is a predicted model, not a curated record. The transcript is spliced from 3 exons. Bases 1 to 3387 code for a protein of 1128 amino acids. NCBI's taxonomy places the organism in Eukaryota, Evosea, Eumycetozoa, Acytosteliales, Acytosteliaceae.